CUCAAAUCACCUAUGAACUUAGUUUUGUUUUUUUUGUAUAAUUUCUCAAAGAGUAUUUAUUAAUGAUGAUGAAUUCAAGGUAGAUAACUUCACAACCAUAAAUCAAAAUUAAUCAAAAGACAAAUGAUAUUAUUUCAAGUUUGUAUUUUAUUACUACCUAUCUUUGUGCACAAUAAAUCGAUCACAAGAAUCCGAUUACAUCCAGUAAGACAUCUAAACCGUUCUUAUCAUUCAUGGGAUGCAUCAGUUGCACAAUUCACGCAAAAAUGGUUACAAAGAUUGAUAUCAUCCGAAAAUAAAACAACAGUUGAAUAUUUAGACAAUUAUCAAAAUAUUGAAUAUUAUGGAGAGAUUUCUAUUGGGACACCACCACAAACAUUUCAUGUGUUAUUUGACACAGGAUCACCAUAUUUGUGGAUUCCAUCAAUAAAAUGUGAUUCUAGUGAUUUAGCUUGUCAAGCACAUCAUAAAUAUGAUAAUUCAAAAUCUUCAACUUAUAAACCAAAUGGUGAAUCAUUCUCUGUUCAAUACGGUACUGGAACAGCAUCAGGAUUCUUAAGUUCAGAUAAUGUUCAUAUAGGUUCUUUGAGUAUUGUCGAUCAACUAUUUGGUGAAAUCACUGAACAACCUGGUGAAGUAUUUGUAAAUUUACAUUUUGAUGGAAUUAUGGGUAUGGCAUUUCAACAAACUUCAACAAAUUCUAAUCCAACACCUAUAUUUAAUAAUAUGAUUCAACAGAAUUUAAUAGAUGAAGCUGUGUUUGCGGUUUAUUUAAAUCAAAACGAGGAUAAGACAACUAGUGGAGAAAUAAUGUUUGGUGGAAUUGAUGACAGAUAUUAUACUGGAAGUAUAACUUAUUCAGACGUUGUCGAUAAAGAAUAUUGGAUGAUUAAAUUUGAUGGUAUUUCAAUCAAUGAUGAAAUAUUUUGUCCAAAUGGAAGUAACGCACUUAUUGAUACGGGGACAGCUUUAAUAUCAGGUCCAACGGAGAAAAUUAACAAGAUUAAUACAUAUCUUGGCAGUUUACAGACGUCUACUAAUGAAUACAUUGUGGAUUGUAAUAAAAUUCACGAGUUACCCGCUAUUCAAAUAAAGAUUAAUGAUAAAUCUAUCCAAUUGAAUCCAGAUGAUUAUAUUGUUGAGAAAGUUUCAAACAGUUCUCGAAUUUGCAAAACUUGUUUCAUUAGUAAUAACUUCCCACGUGGCCCAUUAUGGAUAUUUGGGGAUGUAUUUUUAAGAAAAGUUUAUACAGUAUUUGAUGUUGGUCAUUUACGCAUAGGAAUUGCUAACGCUGCGUCAAAUGUCAAACUUUCAUAAAUAAAAUCAAUAUUUUGAACAUAAUUAAGAAUUAUAUUUUUGAUUUUGUAUUAUUUCUAAAGUAACACUACUGAACUAAUUAUUAAUAUGUAUGAAAUGAUUACAAAGUUCGUUUUGAUUUGAAGUGACUUUCUGUACUUCUGUUUUUUUUAUACUUAUGUCAUAUGGUUGUUUGUUUUUUUCGUUUCCUUAAGUAUAUAAACAAGCAGAAUAAUAA
Messenger RNA from Schistosoma turkestanicum, 1534 nucleotides. The record is from the annotation of a GenBank genome assembly. Lineage: Eukaryota; Metazoa; Platyhelminthes; Trematoda; Strigeidida; Schistosomatidae.